This is a messenger RNA of Bombus impatiens (common eastern bumble bee), 4262 nucleotides long. RefSeq names its product insulin gene enhancer protein ISL-1 (gene tup). Gene Ontology annotation, biological process: positive regulation of transcription by RNA polymerase II; neuron fate specification; axonogenesis. The coding region runs from base 1 to 1377 and encodes 458 amino acids. Gene Ontology annotation, molecular function: DNA-binding transcription factor activity, RNA polymerase II-specific; cis-regulatory region sequence-specific DNA binding. Gene Ontology annotation, cellular component: nucleus. The transcript has 6 exons. The record is from RefSeq and is a predicted model, not a curated record. NCBI's taxonomy places the organism in Eukaryota, Metazoa, Arthropoda, Insecta, Hymenoptera, Apidae.
AUGGAAAUCGGGGGUGCAGCGAUGCAGAGGAUGGCCGCUGCCGGAGGGCCCGGGCCUCUCAGCCUUCAGGGCCCUCCAAGGUCAGUGAAAAUCUCACCCGUUAACAUACAGGACGAGCCCGGUGACCUCACUUCUCAGAAGAGCACAAGUUCGCAUUGCGUGGGAUGCGGCGGUCGAAUUCACGACCAAUGGAUCCUGCGAGUUGCACCAAAUCUGGAAUGGCACGCCGCCUGUUUAAAAUGCGCGGAGUGUCAGCAAUUUUUGGACGAGCACUGCACUUGCUUCGUACGAGAUGGGAAAACUUAUUGUAAACGCGAUUAUGUCAGAUUGUUCGGAACAAAGUGCGACAAGUGCAGUGAGUGCUUCAGCAAAGACGACUACGUAAUGAGGGCAAGAAGCAAAAUUUAUCAUAUAAAGUGCUUCCGAUGUUCAGCCUGCAUGAGGCAGCUAGUUCCUGGCGAUGAAUUUGCCUUGAGACAGGAUGGCCUCUUUUGUCGACACGAUCACGACGUUCUCGAGGGUGGGAAACUCUGCUCGGGGCCUGGUGGUGUUCCUGGAAGCGAGAACAACAACAACGCGUCCCUUAUGAAUAAUAAUCAUCAUUUGCACCCCAACGAUGGCUCGAUAUCAGAUUCCGGGUCUGAAAGCGGGUCGCACAAAGCUGGCGUGGGUGGUACUCGAGGAUCGGGCGGCCAUAAAAGCGGCGGCGGUUCUGACGGCAAACCAACCAGAGUUCGCACUGUUCUAAACGAAAAGCAACUACACACACUUAGAACUUGCUACGCCGCGAAUCCGCGGCCGGACGCGUUGAUGAAGGAACAAUUGGUGGAGAUGACGGGGUUGAGUCCACGCGUGAUAAGGGUAUGGUUCCAGAACAAACGGUGCAAGGAUAAGAAGAAGACGAUCGCCAUGAAACAACAGAUGCAGGAAAAGGAUGGCCGUAAAUUAGGCUUCGGUGGGAUGCACGGAAUUCCUAUGGUGGCUAGCAGUCCCGUAAGACACGAGAGUUCUAUAGGCAUGACACCGCUAGAAGUUCAAGCUUAUCAACCACCGUGGAAAGCCCUUUCGGAUUUCGCCUUACACACCGAUUUGGAGAGGUUGGAUCCUAAUACUCCUUCUUUUCAUCAUCUGGUGUCGCAGAUGCAUGGUUACGAUCUUCACAGCGGACCACCACAAUUACCACCGCCAGGCAUGCUUGGUGGACCGAUGAACGAUGGCGGAGGCGGCGGGGGUGGUGGUUCUUUGCCACCCCCCGGCCCACACCAUCCCAGUAGCGGCGGCCCAGACAUGGGGCAACACCCUGAUAGCACGGAUAGCUAUGUAACUUACCUCGAAAGUGACAGUGACUCUCUUCAUCACGAUACAGGAAGUCCAUAGUGUUGUGCAGUGUGGCCAGAACGAAAGUGUCCGCUUUCUUCGUGGUCUUCUUUCAAUAAGUGCUUGAAGAGAAUCGUAGUCUGCGAGAACAAAUAGGACGAUUACGGAUGGCUGGAAACGAAACGAAAUUUGCGUUAUUAAAUUGCGGCUUUUUGUGCAAGGAAACCUGACCCUUUCGCGCUUAAUUUUAUAAUCGGAGAAGAACGCGUGUGAAACGUUGUUUAAUCGAGAGAAAAUCAUCCCUUGUGAGACGAAUUGGUGUAAAAAUUCGGUUUAACGACGUGCCAGGGUAACCUAGCCAUAGAUUAACUGAAUCCUUCGAUAAGGCUAACGUUAAAAUUAUUGAUCGACCACGCGACUGUCACGUUGCGUGGAAAGUUUUGAAUUAGAAGAAUUCGACAGAAAUGUUGCGUUUGAUUAGUAUUAUUAUUAUUAUUAUUAUUAUCAUUAUCGAUUGUUUUUCGAAAUUACCGUCGAUCGAUUAAAAGACAAAUUUGAAUUUCCACGCGUAAGGGUUAAGAGAUAUUGUCGUUUUCGAUAGAAACAAGCAAAUUAGAGGAACGAUAUGAUUUGCAGAAACAUGAGCUUAAAACAGCGGAACGAGAGAACAGUUAUUUAAAUUGCUAUUGUUGUGUCGACAGAAACAAUCGAAAAUUACUGUACGAUCUGUAAAAAAAGAAAUACGUAUCCGAAGAACUCUGAUUAAUUUUUAGAGCGAAUAAAUAAACUUAAUCAUUAUUUAACGUAAGUAUGUAUUAUUUUAUCCGAUCGUAGUUUCGUGCUCGAUAUUUCGUAAUUAAACAUUUGUGUCGUGAACGAGAAAAAUUCGAUACGUAAUGAACGCAUUCGUUCGCGAGAAAUCUCAGGUAGGAUAUGUAUAAUGAUUCAUGAACGAUAUCGACGAGCGGAUUUGUCGAUUGGAAUAAUUGCUCGUUUGUUACGGAACGGUAAUGAUAUUUAACGGAACAGGCGAACAAAGUAUGUGAAAUACUGCGCCAAUAUUUUCGAAUGAAAUACACCCGUGUAAAAAAUCGAUUUCUUCGCGAAACUGACAGUGAGUAAUCGAAUAAUUGCGAAUUAAGGAGAAAUUUUAUCAUGAUUAUUGUCAUUUCUAAAGCAUGCGAAAGGAGAUUGCAAUAAAAGACGAUCAAACUGAUUGUAUGUCGAGUUGAUUUUACCAUUGUAUCGAUGUCUUUGAACGAAAUUCACCCUUAUGCACUGAAAUUGUAUUGAAUUGAUAAAAUUGUGAUCGACGAAUUUCAUGAUGAAUAUGAAAAGUGUAUUUAUUAAUUAUCGUUUAGGUACAUAGGAUUAUUUAACUAUUUAAUAAAUUGGAAAGGCGAUUAAUUCGUUUGUUUAUUCUUUAUGCAAUUUCAGUGUAUUGUUCAUGGGUGAAGGGGUGCAAUAAGUAUAACACAUUUUCUUAGGUCAAGGUAUCGCAUUAACAUCGAAAGAUAUUAAUGCUUUGGAAUUGAAUGAAUCGAUUAAAAGUGGUCAAAGGUGUAUCUGAAACUCUGUUCUGCGCCCAAGUACAGUAAUUUCAUUGAGGAAUGAUGAUUCAAUUGUCCGCGAUAGCUUUUUUUCCGAAUGUCAUUUCAGCCAGUUCGAACGACCAAAGAAUGCUUUUAUCACGAUAGAAAGACGAAAACGAAAAGAAAAGGACGAAGCAGUGUCAUCAACAGAGUUGGACAAAUUUGUAAAUCGCCGUAUAUAAAAAGUAAGAAUUGACGUGGAAGAAUUUACACUGAUAGAUAAAAUGUUUACUUCGAUAGCUUUCUUCUAGUAAUAUAAUCUUUCUUCUUUUGAAUUGCGGUACACUUUUUACGACAUAAAUUAUUUUAAGCAACGGAAUAAUUAUUAAACAUUAAUUUCUGCAACAGAAAGACUAGGAGGAACCAUUACAAAUUCCUCGAUCACAAAUUUUACGUAACAAACAAAAUAAUAUUUGUCGAUCGAUCUAACCAAAUCGAUAUAUCAAAAAAGCAAGUUACUUUAAAAUUUAUUACAUAAUACCUUAUUUAUUGUGUAUAACUUUUUAAUUACCUAAAUCAUACUUGAAAGAACUUCUAAGACUAUCGGUGACAAACAUUCAUUCAAAUAAAAUGUAUUUUAUCGGUUGCAAGAAAUAUGUAUCUAUACACUUACCUACAUGAUUUACUGAUUAUCAGCCAUUUUUAUUCCAACUCGUACAACUUAUCGUUGACACUAUUUGCAACAAUUAAAAAUUUCCAAAUAUGACAAAGUUUAUUUUUAAUAUCUAUUGUAUUAUCUAUUACAAAAUAAGAAAACAGGUUAUAUCGUACUUUCCAACUCUGUUCCUUCGUCCGCGUUGUUGUGAAACAGAAGUGAACGACUGUCACACUGUAAAUAUAGUUGUGUCCACUACAUAUAAAUUUGAAUCAUGAUGUACCGUCAGACGCAGCUAAUUCAUAAUAUUGAUUACACGAAUAGCCGAGUUAUGUAUAAAGGAUUAAAAAAAAAACAUAAAAAAUGCAAGUAACAUUGACGAUAGCGCAUUACCCCCUGAUUUAUGUUGUAACAAAUCAUAUUGUAAACGCAGGUACAUAUGUACAUUCGAUUAAUACCAAAGUGUGCGAAACUUCAUGUGAACACGGAAACGCACUGAAUUGUAUUGUAAAUAUCGCCUCUAACCCUCCCCUUCCUCCUGACCCUAACCUCGUUGUCGCUAAUUAGUGGUUCGUUUUAGUGGUGAUUCGUUUAGAUGUUUGUAUAGAAUCGUUCCAUCACCGCUCCUCUCGUAAUGUACAUGUUUUGAAAGGGAGAACACCGUAGACCUAACAUUUUCGUAAUCUAUUCGAAUCGUCUUCGAAUUUGUAUAAUAUUUCUAUACCGGCGCACACGUAAUAAACUGUCCAAUUAACUUA